GUAUUCGAAUACAUACGGAGAAUUACAAGGGUGUCAAGAAUCUCAACUAAAGUUAGGGGUAAGAAGAUUAGAGUGACAAGAGAGAAGGAGAUAAGGAUUAAAGCUUCCAGCACAAAAAUGGAGGUCGCAUUCCAUAACCGCUCGAUGUCGGUCAUCCCUCUCAUCAGAGGACCCAAGGGCUUGAAGUUGCAUGACCACAGAAGGAAAUUCUUCAGAAUAUCUUCUGCAUUGCCAGAAACAAUUAUGUCUGUGACAUUAGCAACUGCAGUUGUUGGUGCAGCGGCCACUAUUCUCGUUAAAAGAACCAAAGAAUCUGAAAAAAGGUGCAGGGGAUUUUAUCUACAAGUAUAUACCAUUGCUAGUAGUCAAAUGCUACUUGUGCUGACUCCAGUAAAAAUGUGUGAAGAUUGUGGCGGUUCUGGUAUAUGCUCAGAGUGCAAAGGAGAGGGCUUUGUGCUUCAGAAACUAUCAGAAGAAAGGGCUGCCCGAGCUAGGAUGAUUUCUAAGGAUGCAGCUACUCGCUAUACAUCUGGGCUUCCUAGGAAAUGGAGUUAUUGCACACGGUGUUCAUCUGCUCGGAAUUGUAGAACCUGCAAUGGGAGUGGAAACCUGAGUUUGUAAUUAUUUCUAACAUCUCUAGUUUUAUCUGGAGUUUUGAUGGAAUCUGUGAUUAAUUGAAGGCUACUAUUUGUUGCUGUAUAAACUACAUGCAUAUACUCCGUAAUAGAUAAAGCAAGGUAGUUGUAUAAAA
This is a messenger RNA of Spinacia oleracea (spinach), 751 nucleotides long. RefSeq lists its product as uncharacterized. Bases 118 to 621 code for a protein of 167 amino acids. The record is from RefSeq and is a predicted model, not a curated record. The transcript has 5 exons. Lineage: Eukaryota; Viridiplantae; Streptophyta; Magnoliopsida; Caryophyllales; Amaranthaceae.